AUGGUUGUUAUUGCGAGCUCUUUGGGCUUGAUGCCUUUCACCAUCGGAUCUGUCGGGAUUUUGCCGGCCAUGGAGUUCCUCACCAACGAAUCGGAAAAUGGCCCCUUCCGACUUGACUGGUCUCAACUCUGUGUUUGGUCCAUUGGUGUCAGUAUCCUGGGUGUUGCCGUGACCCUACCACUGCGAAAACGGUUUCUUGUCCAAGAGCCUUUGCCAUUCCCAUUUGGAACGUCGUCGGCGGCUAUGAUAGGAUCAUUACACCGGGAUACUGACAUUGCGGAUCGAAUUCUCCGCGCUCAGAAUGAUUUGGAUAGCACUAACGACAAGCAAAAGCCAUCACUUGUAGAAGACUCAGUUGAUACUGACGAUAGCCUUGUGCAACAUGGUUGGAGCCAGAAUAACAAACUCAUUCUCAUCACAUUCUUGUUUGCGGCACUUUACUCCCUCACUGCAUAUUUCAUCCCUCAAAUACGUACCGUAAAUAUCUUCGGCAACUAUCUUGCUCGAGAAUGGCUCUUUUCUCUCUCGACAUCCCCAGGCUAUAUCUCCAUUGGCUUGAUUGUGCCUCCAGUCACAACCCUUUGGAUCGUCGUUGGAUGCUUGAUUGGGUGGGGCAUACUUUCACCUCUAUCCAAAUUCAACGGAUGGGCCCCUGGCUCUGUCUCCGACUGGGAAAGCGGCUCAAGAGGUUGGAUCAUGUGGAUAGCAGUUGCACUGAUUUUAGGCGAUACAGCCAUCACUCUUUCGACAAUGCUCCUACGUUCCUUCAAUGUCUAUAUGCCAAACUUGGAAGAGGAUACACAGCCUCUGAUCAGAAGUUCAUCACGGUCUAAAGCACUGCCUCUCCUUGGGUCUUUACACUACCGGGAUGACAAAUUAACCACCAAAGUCUAUCUGAUCUGGAUACUAGCCGGCCUACUUCUAUGCUUCGCUUCUAUGAUCGUCCUUUUUGGGUCUUCAGUUCCAAUAUUAGCCUUACUGUUGGCAGUAUUCACAAUCUUACCGCUAAGUCAUGUUAACAUUCGCUGCUACGGAGAAACGGGGACUGGAGGGGCGGCCUAUAUUGCUAAAAUCCCGCAAUUUCUGUUCGCCUUCCUGAUACCUUCAACAAAUCCAAACGCCAUUUUACUCAGCUUAGCCGUUGCUGGUGUUGUUGAAGCAAGCGUCUGGCAAGCGGCAGAGAUGAUGGACGAGUUCAAGAUGGGACAUCUUGUCAAUGCGCCACCGAUGUCUCUUUUCUAUGGACAACUGAUUGGAUCGUUGGUUGGAUCCGCGAUAUCGAUGCUGGUCUACCGGCUUUACACCAACAUGCUCGGCUUUCCGUCCAAAGACUUUCCCAUGCCAUCGGCGCACAUCUUGAUUUCAACAGCUCGGCUAGUAUAUGGCCGAGGCAUGCCGCCUGGGCUACUCAAAUUUGGCAUAGUUGCAUCGGUUUUGGGUGCUAUAUUCAAGAUACUCAAAGAUUCUAAGCGUCUUAGUAGUCGCUGGUCUCCUUGCGUACCAUCCAGUGUUGCGUUAGCUGCAGGCAUGUAUAUUAUGCCUGAAAUGAUUUUGGCGCAAGGAAUUGGAGGUCUGAUUCAUUAUUAUACCCUUGGGCGCUGGGGUCGAGAAAAGGAAUCGCGCCUCAUUUCCACGGCUACAGGCUUCAUACUUGGUGAAGGCUUGUUCAGCUUAGUUACCAUGAUCCUACAGAGCAUUGACGCGCCACAUUUAUAA
Molecule: messenger RNA, 1716 nt
Organism: Colletotrichum costaricense
Lineage: Eukaryota; Fungi; Ascomycota; Sordariomycetes; Glomerellales; Glomerellaceae
Exons: 5
Coding region: 1-1716 (571 amino acids)
Cellular component (GO): fungal-type vacuole membrane
Molecular function (GO): oligopeptide transmembrane transporter activity
Source: RefSeq, a predicted model, not a curated record